This is a messenger RNA of Metopolophium dirhodum (rose-grain aphid), 2186 nucleotides long. Its product is annotated as maltase A3-like. Lineage: Eukaryota; Metazoa; Arthropoda; Insecta; Hemiptera; Aphididae. The transcript is spliced from 11 exons. Gene Ontology annotation, biological process: carbohydrate metabolic process. Bases 169 to 2043 code for a protein of 624 amino acids. The record is from RefSeq and is a predicted model, not a curated record.
AGUAUUAUAGACGAUUAUCGUUAUCGUAAGAAUGUAGAUAGUAUUUAUUAUGUCAUCCCAGGUGGGGUAAUAAAAGGCACGGGUCGCCAGUUCGAUCUCGACGACGCAUCGGUGACAAUGCCGGUCAAUAUAUGCGACGUAAAAUAUUUUAUUAUAUUUUAAAACAAUAUGAAUAUAAUAUUCUCGUUUGCUGUGAUAGCAUAUACAUGCACCACCGUAAACGGAAAUGUGUAUUUCCAUGCUAAAAAUCGAAAUAAUGAGUGGUGGUCAAACACAAUAACAUAUCAAGUGUAUCCAAGGUCAUUUAAAGACAGUGACAAUGAUGGUAUUGGUGAUUUAAAAGGUAUUAUCCAAAAACUAGAUCAUUUUGUUGAUCUCGGUAUUGAGACUUUAUGGAUUGGUCCACUUUUCAAAUCACCUAUGGAUGAUAUGGGAUAUGAUGUUGAAGACUAUUAUAAGAUAGAUCCUAUAUUUGGAACAAUAACUGAUUUUGAUGAACUUGUAUUAGAAAUGAAGAAACGAAAUCUUAAAUUAGUAAUAGACUUUAUACCUAAUCAUUCAAGUUAUAAAUGUGAGUGGUUUAAGAAAUCAAUUGAAAGAGAAGACAAAUACACAGAUUAUUACGUUUGGCGUAACGCAUCAAACCAAGAUGAAGUUUUAAGAAAUUCAACAAUAAAACCAAAACCUCCAAAUAAUUGGUUGAGUAUGUUUGGUGGUACUAGCUGGACAUGGAAUAAAGAACGACAACAAUUUUAUUUACAUAAAUUCAGUUCAAAACAACCUGACUUUAAUUUGAGAAAUCCAAAAGUUCACAAAGACAUUUUGAAUAUAUUUGCAUUUUGGAUGGAUAGAGGUGUUAUUGGAUUCCGAAUUGACGCUACUAGACAGUUAUAUGAAAGUGAUUUAUUCCUUGAUGAACCUUGUCUAAUGAGCGACUACGAAUGUACAAUAAACUUUCAUAGUUUAAAUCAUAUUUAUACUCAAGAUCAACCUGAAAACAUUGAAAUUGUAAGAGAAUGGAGAGAAUUCAUCGAUAAUUAUACGAGAAAUAAAAACAUCCCAUUCUCUAGUUAUAUAGGCACCGAAGCCUACGCACCGAUAGAUGUAUUAAUGCAAUACUACGGCAAUUCAACGAAACCUGGGGCUAAUGUACCAUUUAACCUUAGAUUAAUAAGAAAUGUGGAUAAAAGUAAUAUAAUUGAAUCCAUAGACAAAAUUGUUAAAGAUUGGCUAGAUAAUAUGCCUGAAAAUCAGGUGGCUAAUUGGGCGAUGGAAAAUCAUGACAACCCAAGAACACCAACCAAAUAUAGUCCUGAAAUGGCGCCACUCUUUACAGCUUUGAAAUUAUCACUCCCUGGUAUAGAAAUUACAUACUAUGGUAGCGAAAUUGGCAUGGAAAAUACUUAUGUGAGACCAGACCAAUCACAAGAUCCUAAUUAUGUGGGAGGUAAAAAUUCCGGUCGAUCCAGAGAUAAUGAAAGGUGUCCAAUGCAAUGGGAUAGUUCAAUAAACGCAGGAUUUACCAAAGGGAAACCUUGGUUGCCAGUAAAUCCAAAUUAUUAUAAACUAAACGUCGAAUCACAGAAAAAAAUACCAAAUAGCAACUACAAUUUUUACAAAAAAAUGUCUCAACUUCGGAAAACCGAUACAUUAAAAUAUGGUGAUCUUCAAACGUAUAAUAUUACUAAAUCGAUAUAUAUUUUAAAGAGGUCAUUAUUGGAACGUGAAUCGUACAUAGUUGUAAUGAAUUUUGGAAGUGAAACAGAAACCGUCAUAUUGUCCAAUAUCAUGAAAAGCCCCAAAGAAGAACUUUACGUAUACUUAGGAAGUGAAAAUUCUGCAUAUAAUACCGGAAGUAUUGUAUCAACUGUUUCUUCAACUGGUAAUCCAGUGAAACUACGACCACAAUCUGUAGUCAUAUUAACAGAUAAAUUUAUUGCACCCGAAACACCAACAAUUAAUAUUCAAAAUGCGAGCACACAAAUCGGUUCCACGUUAUUUAGUUUACUCAGUGUUCUUUUACUUUUAAGAUAUUUCUUAUGAAUUUAUCUUUCAUUAAUCAUGAUACAUUCGUACAAUAAUUAGUUAUAACUGAUUUUAGUUUAAAUUUUAAAUAUUUAUGUCUUUGUUGUAAUUCUUUUGUUUAGCAUGUGUUAUUCAAUAAAAUUCUUAUAUUUAUGAACCAA